This is a messenger RNA of Mus musculus (house mouse), 4136 nucleotides long. RefSeq names its product epiregulin (gene Ereg). NCBI's taxonomy places the organism in Eukaryota, Metazoa, Chordata, Mammalia, Rodentia, Muridae. The transcript is spliced from 5 exons. The coding region runs from base 144 to 632 and encodes 162 amino acids. Gene Ontology annotation, biological process: ERBB4-ERBB4 signaling pathway; animal organ development; oocyte maturation. Gene Ontology annotation, molecular function: growth factor activity; transmembrane receptor protein tyrosine kinase activator activity; receptor ligand activity. The record is from RefSeq and is marked validated. Gene Ontology annotation, cellular component: plasma membrane; extracellular region.
AGCUCAGCUCACUUGCCUGGCUGCUCAGAGUCACAGCGACUUGGUGGGCUCUGGUACCUGGAUCAGCUCGGUUCCAACUCAGCCACAGGCACCUUGCUCCCGCUGGCCGCCGCGCACUCCGCAAGCUGCACCGAGAAAGAAGGAUGGAGACGCUCCCUGCCUCUUGGGUCUUGACGCUGCUUUGUCUAGGUUCCCACCUUCUACAGGCAGUUAUCAGCACAACCGUGAUCCCAUCAUGCAUCCCAGGAGAAUCCGAGGAUAACUGUACCGCCUUAGUUCAGAUGGAAGACGAUCCCCGUGUGGCUCAAGUGCAGAUUACAAAGUGUAGUUCUGACAUGGACGGCUACUGCUUGCAUGGCCAGUGCAUCUACCUGGUGGACAUGAGAGAGAAAUUCUGCAGAUGUGAAGUGGGCUACACUGGUCUGCGAUGUGAGCACUUCUUUCUAACUGUUCACCAACCCUUGAGCAAAGAAUACGUUGCGUUGACAGUGAUUCUCAUUUUCCUGUUUCUCAUCAUAACCGCUGGAUGCAUAUACUAUUUCUGCAGAUGGUACAAAAAUCGAAAAAGUAAAAAAUCGAGGGAGGAAUAUGAGAGAGUGACCUCAGGGGACCCAGUGCUGCCACAGGUCUGAACAGUGCCAUCAAGUUACGGACAAGGAUUCACAGUGUGCCUGGCUGAUGUCAAUAUUUUCUCAUGUUAAUAAUAUUUAUGUUGGGUCAUCUGUUAGGUCAAUAACUAUAUUUUUAAUACAAUUGGAAAGUGUUUUAUUUUUGACAGAAAUAUAUUUGCUAAUAUAUUAUAUGUAAAAUAUUUAAUAUCAAAAGAAAUUUGAUAUUUUUGUAAGAAUUUCCUGAGUACAAUGCUUUAUUGAAAAGCUUCAAAGUUCAUUAAGCUGAUGCAGUGCUUAGAGAGAGCAAUGUCCAAUCUGUGGCUUGGGAGGUGUCUGCAAGUGACAUUCCUGCGAGCUUAGUGAUAUGGUCAAGUCCAUUGCAUCAGUAAUUUAUUUUUUUCUUCUUCUGUCUGUGAUAAUUGACUUGACUGAAUUAUGGCUUGGCACAGUGGUUGGCGAGCCUCGUAGUAUAGUCAAAUCAAUUGCAUAAGUAAUUUAUUUUCUACUUCUUAUGUCUGUGAUAAUUGCUUUGACUUUAUUAUCAUGUAUUAAACAGUAAUAACAAUGGGACUUAGAGGAGGUAAACAUAACUUAUGUGCCUCAAACCAGCUAGUCCUGGACAAGAUGUCUCUUCAGUAUCUCUGCUAUUGGGUUCAGAUGUGUCUAGGGGAACAAAGAAAAAUUCAUUAACAAACAUUAGCUGCUCCACCUAUGUAGAGUAUAUCAUGUGAGGUUGUUGCUUUGAAUAUCAAUCAGAAAAUCCACAUCUGAAGACAAAUUUGAACCCCAUUUUAGAGUAUUUAUUUUUAUAGGGAAUUUACUGAAGGAUUGUAGCAUUAAAGCAGAAUCCAAAUCAAAGUAAUUGUAUUUUUAAAAUACAGGAGGGCGGGCGCUAACCAGAUCUUGACUGAUAUGGAAACGUACUUUUGUAUUUCAUGCUCAAGAGGAGUUUUGUUUUUGCUUUUUGUUGUUGUUUUGUUGUUGUUAUUUUGUUUGUUUAACAUGGAGUCUCACUCUAGUCCAGACUGGCCUCAAGCUCAUGGUUAACUCUCCUGCUAUAACCUCCUGGGUUACAGUCAUACAUUACGGUGCCCAGAUUCAAAAUGGUUUUUCUUUCUUUCUUUGUUUUGUUCUGUUUUUGUUUGUUUGUUUGUUUGUUUUUGUUUGUUUUGUGUUUUGUUUUUUACAAUACACAGUUCAGACAACAUCUUUUUACAGAUUUUAAAGCUUCAUUUAAAAAACAUAUAUCCAAAUGCAGGAAGCAAAGAAAAUACAGGAAAAAAUAAAUCACAAUCUAUUUUUCCAAAGGGGAAACACAUUUGAAAGCUUUUAAAAUGUAGACUUCAUUAUCCAUACCCAUGGAAACUAAAGAGAAGCCUGCCCCAUUUCUUCGUCCUUUGUUUGCCUUUGUGGAAAGACAGAAGGCUGGCCUCCACUCUCAGCUUGCAGGUCUUCGUGAGUCACUGAGAGGAUUCCAGGCAGCUAUCUCGAGAGCCACUGCUAGAACACCUUUUCCUGGAGGCUGCCCCACCAAAUGCUCAACCUUAGGUGGAAUCUCCCUGGAACACAUACCAGGUCAGGGAGGGCCGAUCCUUCCUCCACCUUUUUCCUGGCAUAUGUUUAAGGUAACAAAAAGAUCAGGAGUUGCCUCUGGCCUCUAAAGUGCCAAGGGACCAAUCAUUGAUGUUCCAUGGAGCCAGUCAUGGAAAUCCCUGGAAGGUUCACACAGCUCUCAUCCAAAGCCCUGGCCUUGCUAUGAGGGAAAGAUUGAAUAAGCAGCGCACAAGGCAUUCUGGUGCACUAACUUGUGCACACACCAGCUCCAGCCUUUGCAGAAUGACAGCUCUUUGUUUCUGAAGUAACCAGCACACCACACUCAUGUUUAAAAGGACAAAGGGGAAUGAAGGUCAGUGAGAUCUAAAAAGUGUAUUUCUUUGCCAUUUGAUUUGGCUGAAGGACAGUCAGCAUCCUGUGUGAGAACACAUUUUGAAAGCCCAAUGACAUCAACUGGGUAAAGGAAACACUAACCUGUUUCCAGUCUCCAGACAAAGGUUUAAAGCUUUUCAAGAACUGGGCUAAAACUCAUCCAGUUUAUCUACAGAAGCUGAAAACAGGCGUUUUAGAUAUUGGUAUAUUGGUAUAUGAUAUGGUAUGAUGCUUAUGGUCUGCUAUGAGCAUUCCUGGGCAUACCACAUAACUAGAUGCAAGAACCUUGGGGUAGCAUUCUGUAUUUUUAAAUAUGUUUUAAAAGAACUCAGGAACAAUUUACGUCUCUGUAUCUUUUUUUUACUAUUGUUGUUUUGACCUCAAAGCUGGGAAUAAAAGUCAGAGCCUUACACAUGUCCAGCAAAAACUAUGGUUGGGAUACACCUAUUAUCCCCUAAAAACAUACAAAUAAUGCAAAAGGAUGAUGGAGCUUCCUGGUGUCGGGUGAACAUGUUUUAAAAACUCAUUGUUCUAGUGAAGAUUAUGUUAAGCAAGCCUAAAAAAAGAUGACAACCAGUUCAUACACAGAUUUCCCAUUAUAUUGUGUAUACACACACACAGGGACAUCAACAAGGGUAGUACACACACUAUACUGAGAACCAAAGCAACCCCAGGUGCAUAAUUGUAUAACUUACAGUCUCCCAUCAAGACUACCUCAUAGUCCAGUAGAUCCACUCCGUGACCAAGGACAUCAUGCUCUGUAUUUGACAGUAAAGUUUUACCUUAAAAAUGAGACCCCCAACUACCUAAAGCACCCAUCUUUGUAACUAGACCAUAACUAUACUGCUUUCAUCUGGUUCACCCCCUCUAUGUCAAGAGUCAAACUGUGUGAGAAAAGCCAAAGAUUUUUUUUUGAGUCCUUUUGAAGACAGCUAGCUAAAUUUGCCUGCCAAAAGAUGUCAAUUAUUGAAUUGAUACCUGUUUCUAGCAAAUAUAUGACAUGGCCUAGUGUCUUAAUUUUUGUCCCACUCCGUCAGUAAUUUGAAAAGUUGCCUUUAAAUCUUUUUAUUGAACCAAAUUUGUCACGUUUGGUUCAAUUUUUUAUUUUGUAGAUUUCUUUUAAAGUUUGAUUGAUUUCCCCGUUUUUUAAAUCUUUUCUAAUGUUCUGGGAAAGGGGGAGCAUAAACAGCACUUUCAGGCUACAUUUUAAAGUUCUAACGGAAAACUACAUUUGUCUAAGAUAUCUCUGCUAUUGACACAUGAUGCCUUUGAAUGUCAUAGAGCAUAUUUUCUCUUUUUGCCUGUUUGCACUCUGCCAUUGCACUUUGUAAAUCUGUAGAAUCGCUCGUAUAAAAUUUCUAUUAAAGAUUCUAGUGAAACAUAAAGUUGUAUUGUGUUCACCUUAAAACUUAUUGGAUUAUGAAUGUUAUCAGAGUACUGAAUUGUAUCAAUUUGUUUGCAGUUAAUAUCAGCUUUGAUAGUCAUGUACCUUGACAUAGUGAAGGACACUAUAAUGUAUGAGUUGUUGUCAGUUUUUAUUUAUUUUUUGUUAGGAAUUGGCCAAGAUCGCUAUGGAAAAAAUAAAAGAACAAACACAUA